Molecule: messenger RNA, 1572 nt
Organism: Chaetomium strumarium
Lineage: Eukaryota; Fungi; Ascomycota; Sordariomycetes; Sordariales; Chaetomiaceae
Product: major facilitator superfamily domain-containing protein
Exons: 4
Coding region: 1-1572 (523 amino acids)
Biological process (GO): transmembrane transport
Cellular component (GO): membrane
Molecular function (GO): transmembrane transporter activity
Source: RefSeq, a predicted model, not a curated record
AUGGACGAGACUGCAAAGCGCCCGGGAGACGAAGUCUCCCUCUCGUCAGGCGACGAUGCUAUCCUCCCGGAAGGCCAAAUCGACCCCGUCUACGAGAAGAAGGCCCGCGUCUUGAACCGCGCUAUCCAGGACAUCGGCAUGGGCUGGUACCAAUGGCAGCUGUCCGCCGUGAUCUCGUUCGGCUGGGCAUCCGACAACCUCUGGCCCAUCGUGACGUCGCUCAUCUUCACGCCGGUGACCAACGAGUUUGGCCCGGCGCGCCCGCCUCUCCUCACGCUGAGCCAGAACAUCGGCCUGCUGGCCGGUGCCCUCUUCUGGGGGUUUGGGUGCGACGUGUUUGGGAGGAAGUGGGCAUUCAACCUCACGCUGGGCAUCACGGCUGUGUUCGGCAUGGCGGCUGCAGGCGCGCCCAACUUUGCCGCCAUCGGCGUGUUUGCCGCGCUCUGGUCGUUCGGCGUCGGGGGGAACCUGCCUGUCGACUCGGCCAUUUACCUCGAGUUCCUCCCAGCGUCGCACCAGUAUCUGCUGACCGUCCUGUCGGUGGCGUGGGCGAUCGCCCAGGUGGUGGCCACGCUCGUGGCGUGGCCGUUGCUCGGGAAUCUGACCUGCGCCGAGGGGCAGGUGCCGUGCACGCGCGGGGAGAACAUGGGCUGGCGGUGGUUCUUGAUCACCAUGGGCGGGAUUACGGUGAUCAUGUUCCUGGUGAGGUUUUGGCUGUUUACGAUCUAUGAGUCGCCCAAGUAUCUGAUGGGGAAGGGGAGGGACGAGGAUGCGGUGCGGAUUGUGCAUGAAGUUGCCAGGCGGAAUGGCAAGACGAGCGACCUGACCGUGGCGGACUUGAAAGCGUGCGAGCCGGAGGGCUAUGUCCACCAGGCCAAUGUGGCGCAUGCCGUCAAGCGCAAACUCGAGGAUAUCAAGUUCGAGAGGGUCCGGACGCUGUUUGGGACAAGGAAGCUUGCCCUGUCGACUGGCCUGAUCAUGGCGAUCUGGGCGUUUAUCGGGUUGGGGUAUGAUGAUUUUCGAGAUCUCUUGCGGAUCGAGCGGCAGUAUCCCCUCUACAACGCCUUCCUGCCGUAUAUCCAAGCGACGCGCGGAGCGGAUUUCGGCGACGGAUCAACAUACCUGACGUACCGGAACUCGCUCAUCAUCGCCGUGCUUGGCGUCCCAGGCGCCUUGCUCGGCGGAUUGUUGGUCGAGCUGCCUCGGUUCGGGAGAAAGGGGACGCUGGCACUGUCGACCGUCCUGACCGGUGUGUUCCUGUACGGCUCGACUACAGCCCUCAACUCGCAGGCCCUCCUGGGCUGGAACUGCGCCUUCAGCUUCACCAGCAACGUCAUGUACGCCGUGCUCUACGGAUUCACUCCGGAGCUGUUCCCGACCCCGCAGAGGGGCACUGGCAAUGCCUUGAGUGCGACUUGCAAUCGCAUCUUCGGCAUCAUGGCGCCCAUUGUUGCCAUGUUUGCCGACCUCCAAACCGCUGCGCCCGUGUAUACCAGCGGGGCCUUGUUCAUCGCUGCAGGGCUGUUGGUGCUUCUUCUGCCGUUCGAGUCAAGGGGAAAGGCAGCGUUAUGA